AUGGUAAGAAUUAACAAUGAAGCUCUGAGGAAUUCGGCUCCAAAAGUUAUGGGUCGUGACAUUUCCUUAGAAAAGCUCGGUGAUGAAAAAUUAAGCUCGAUAUCAACCCAUGACUCUCUUCCCCAGGAUGAUAAGUGUCUUAACCAGGGUAAGUCAGUUGCUGAUAUGAGCGGCAAAAGUGCUGUUCCUGAAGAUGUAGGCUCAGACAUACCCCCCGAAUGUAGGAUGGACCCUAGUGAAGGUGGUAAAGAGAAUUUUAUGGAGCCUUCACAGGUGGUUAAAACAGUACUAUCUGAGAGCCAGUCUCAAGCAACAGACUUAUCUGAUACUCUUGAUGCAGCAUGGAUAGGUGUACAGACUGCUUCAGAGACUGGUAUUUCUCGUGCGCCUAGCAGAGCUGCGUUAGCAAAUGGAACUCAGGCUUCUGAUUUAAGGCUGCCAGGUUCUGAAAGUAGGCUGAAUUUACAAGGGGGCCCAACCAGUGAGGAACAUACAACACAAGUUCAGAUGCCUUCUCCUAGUUUUUACUAUUCACUCAACAAGAAUUAUUCGCUUAAUUCUCGCAAGCAUAUUAUGGCUGAAGACCGGCCUGUAUAUGUUUCUUCAUACCGAGAGCUUGAAUGGCGAAGUGGUGCUAGGCUGCUACUUCCUCUGGGAAUCAAUGACUUGGUACUGCCUGUAUACGAUGACGAACCUACUAGUAUCAUUGCUUAUGCCCUUACAUCAUCAGAAUAUAGCGCCCAGAUGUCUGGAUCAGAUAAGGCAAGAGAGCGCUUGGAUAGUGGAGGUUCUUUUUCACUUUUUGAUUCUGUGAAUCUUCUCUCAUUGAACUCUUUGAGCGAUUUGUCUGUUGACAUGAGUAGAAGCCUUAGCUCUGCUGAUGAACAAGUCUCGCAGCUCCUACAUUCGUCCCUGUAUUUGAAAGAUCUCCAUGCUCGAGUCUCGUUUACAGAUGAAGGUCCUCCUGGGAAAGUCAAGUACUCUGUGACCUGUUAUUAUGCGAAAGAAUUUGAAGCUCUGAGGAAGAUUUGCUGUCCUUCAGAAACAGAUUUCAUUAGAUCUCUUAGUCGUUGUAGAAAAUGGGGAGCCCAAGGUGGAAAGAGCAACGUCUUCUUUGCAAAAUCCUUGGAUGACCGAUUUAUCAUCAAGCAAGUUACGAAGACAGAGCUUGAGUCCUUCAUCAAAUUUGGGCCAGCUUACUUCAAAUACCUGACCGAGUCGAUUAUUACUAAAAGCCCUACAAGCCUUGCAAAGAUCUUGGGGAUUUAUCAGGUCUCGUCAAAGCACCUUAAAGGAGGAAAAAAGUUCAAAAUGGAUGUCUUGGUGAUGGAGAAUCUUCUGUUCAAGCGGAACUUCUCUAGGCUUUAUGACCUAAAGGGCUCCACUCGUGCCCGUUACAAUCCCGAUACAAGCGGUAGCAAUACAGUUUUGCUGGACCAGAAUCUGGUUGAAGCAAUGCCGACAUCUCCGAUUUUUGUUGGGAGCAAAGCAAAACGGCUUCUUGAACGAGCUGUCUGGAACGAUACAUCCUUUCUUGCUUCGAUUCACGUAAUGGAUUACUCCUUGCUAGUCGGAGUGGAUGAGGAACGAAACGAACUAGUUCUAGGAACUAUCGAUUUCAUGAGGCAGUACACUUGGGACAAGCAUCUGGAGACUUGGGUCAAGACUUCAGGGCUACUUGGAGGACCCAAGAACGCAUCUCCCACAGUUAUAUCGCCUCAGCAAUACAAGAAACGAUUCAGGAAGGCGAUGACGGCUUAUUUUCUGAUGGUUCCUGACCAAUGGUCGCCUGCCACGGUUGUGGCAAACAACAGCUCUUCAGCAGAUGUGAAGGAGGAAGAAGACAAAGACGAUAUGCAAGGUGUUGGUAACAACUCAUGA
Molecule: messenger RNA, 1881 nt
Organism: Microthlaspi erraticum
Lineage: Eukaryota; Viridiplantae; Streptophyta; Magnoliopsida; Brassicales; Brassicaceae
Source: the annotation of a GenBank genome assembly